CUUGCAUUAUUUCUUUUUUAUUGGUAUAAAAAUUAAAAAAUAAUUAUGAGUACAUAAUACCUAUAUUUGUAGUUACUAUAAGUUAUUAAUUCUAAUUCUGGAUUUCAAGACUUGAGAGUCGAGAAUAAGUCAGUAAAUUGUAAAUAUACUGUGUUACUUGAUACGUUUACUAUAGUUAUGUAAAAAUAAUUAAUAAUCUUUAACUAAUUGUUAAAAUACCCCAAAACACUUAAUAUGUCCAGUGAUUUUCCUAUUGACAUAAAUCAAUCAUUUGAAAAUGUGCAGUCAGUUAAUAGUAAUAGAAGCCUUAAAGGAUUGUUUUUCGUGGGAUUAACUGGUGGUAUUUCCAUUGCAUUGAGCGUAAUUUGUUAUCCGUUCAUAUCUCCAGCUUUAAGGAAAGUAUGUUUACCAUAUGUCCCAGCAACCAACUUGCAAGUCCAAAACGUUCUGAAUGUAAUCAAAGGACGAAAAGGGAAAUUAGUGGACUUAGGCAGUGGCGAUGGAAGAAUAGUUAUGAAUACGGCAAAAGCAGGAUUUGAAUCAGUUGGUGUAGAGUUGAAUUUUUGGUUAGUGAUGUAUUCACGUUUGGUCGCCAUGAAAUCUAAAAUUCAGCCUUCUCCAAAAUUUAUUCGAACAGAUUUGUGGAAAUAUCACUUAGGACCUUUCACAAAUGUUGUAAUAUUUGGUGUUGAAGAAAUGAUGUUGGAUCUUGAAAAAAAGUUCUCCGAGGAAUUGUCUGAAGGAACAGUAAUAGUUGCUUGUCGCUUUCCGCUCCCAAAUUUGGAACCUUAUUUAGUCAUUGGCACAGGAAUUGACAGAGUUUGGGCUUACAGAAUAUCUAAGACCAAACCAUAAUCCACCAGAACAUGUUUUUAUAGAACAAAAAUAGUUAUUGAAUUUUCAAUUAAAAUUUAAUAAUGAGGAAAUAAAUGAAAUUGUGAAUCAAUAACAGUUAUAUUUCAAAAAAUGGAAGUGGACUAAUUGAAGUUGAUUUAUAUUACAACAGUGGAGAUUAAAUUUAAGGGUUGAAUAACUCAGGUACUCUGAUUGUAUUUAAAAAAAUGUUAAUAUUCUAUACUUGUUAUAUUGAUAAUUAAUUAAUUAUUAGUUUUUAUUUUUCAGUCAAUAUAUAUUUCACUAAUAGUUCA
Molecule: messenger RNA, 1148 nt
Organism: Metopolophium dirhodum (rose-grain aphid)
Lineage: Eukaryota; Metazoa; Arthropoda; Insecta; Hemiptera; Aphididae
Product: ATP synthase subunit C lysine N-methyltransferase
Exons: 6
Coding region: 235-855 (206 amino acids)
Biological process (GO): positive regulation of proton-transporting ATP synthase activity, rotational mechanism; peptidyl-lysine trimethylation; regulation of mitochondrial ATP synthesis coupled proton transport
Cellular component (GO): mitochondrion
Molecular function (GO): protein-lysine N-methyltransferase activity
Source: RefSeq, a predicted model, not a curated record